AGUUCAGUCUUUCUCGGAUUUUUCAUUGACUGUAGACUCGUCACAAUGAGCGGCACAUAUACUCUUGUGCUGUGGGGGCACCUUUUAUGUACGGCUCUGAUUUUAAAGUUGAUUAACUUUAUUUUCCCGUCCUUGACAAUAUUCAUAUGUUCGUGCGUUUCUUCUUACAUUUUAUGGAUAUGUUUUGCUGCUCUCACAUUUCAAUUCACGAAAGGAAAAUUCUUAAACGAGCGAGUUGAAGCUGGAAAUAAAGCUGUUCUCAUAACAGGAUGCGAUUCAGGAUUCGGAAAUAUGCUCGCCAAGCGCCUUGAUUCGAAGGGGUUUCAUGUAUUCGCUUCAUGUUUGAACACGGAAAGUGAAGGUGCAUCGAAACUAAAGGCAAAAUGUUCCAACCGCCUGCAUAUAUUACCUCUGGACGUCACAAAGAACGAAAGUGUGGAGAAAGCUGUUGAAUACGUGAAAGCAAACCUUGGUUCAUCUGAAUUAUGGGCCAUUGUCAACAAUGCCGGAAUUUUCAAAGGACUUUCUGUGGAGAUGUGUACGCUGGACGACUUUAAAGAUGUGUACGAUGUCAACCUGAUGGGGGUGGUAAGAGUCACCAAAGCAUUUCUCCCUCUACUCAAGAAAUCAAAGGGAAGGAUCGUGAACGUUACGAGCCAUGGGGGUAAAGUUGCUCUCCCGUUUUUCGCAGCUUACUUAUCUAGUAAAUUUGCCGCAAUUGGUCUAACUGACUGUUUGAGGCAUGAAGUCGGUAUGGAAGGAAUUUCUGUGGUGUCCAUUGAACCAGAAAUAUUUUACACCCCAAUCAUAUAUGAAAGCACUAAAGAUCAGCUGAAUUCGAUGGGAAGCCAAGGCAGUUCAAUCGAAGAUGACCACGGCGAAGACUUCAAAAAAUCAUUGAAAGAUCUUGGAAACGUCUUUAUGUCUUUUGCAAGUCGUGACACAAGCAUUGUUAUUGAUGACUUAGAAGCAGCAAUCAGUUUGGUACACCCAGAUCAUACCUAUAAGCCAAGAAGGAAUGCACUCUGCCGCUUCUUAUGUUUCUGUCACGAAAAGAUGCCAAAAAGUUUUAAAAUCUUAUUUUUUAAAAUAGUUUUAUUUAUUUUCUUCUCAGACUCUAAAAUACUUAAAAAUAUAGUCAUGAAAAUAAUAUCUAUAAUAUUAAAAUAAUCUUUUCAGAGGAUAAACUACUAAUAUAUUAGAAACAAAAACAGACAUCUUUUUUUCGUAACAUUUUUAACAGAGCGAGAAUAAGACAUGUAGGGACUCUUAGAAAUGCAAACCUCGAGGCCCCCUUUUCUCCCUCCAGCUGCUAAAAGCAAGAAUUUUUUUAGUUGAUUUUAAUUUCAAUUUCUAUCUAUGCAGUUUGAAGAAGGAAGAGUUUAUAUACUGAUACAUAUUUAUUUAAUUUCAGGGAAUUUCUAAAGUAAAAAAACAGUUGUAAAAAGUAUUUAAUUAAGAUUAUUUUGCGAAUAAUGCUACAAACUUUAAAGAAAUAUUAAAAAGAUUGUAUUUUAAUUUUAUUUCAACAAGUUCGAGUGUAUGGCCUUUGUAAAUUGAGUGGAAACAUUAUAUUAAAUUGCUACAAAAACGCCAUAAAAAAUCUAGAGACCUCAGGAUCCAAGAACAUAGGCAGCUGCAUACUUAGCCUAUUUUUUAAGUCGACAAUAGAUUUAAAAUGAAAAUAACUAAUAUGGGGUUUUCCUUUUUUUCUAUUUUUUUUCUCGAAAUCUAAAAUGUUUCAAAAAUUUUGUGAUGCAAAUCUAUAUACUAAGUACUAAUAAAAUUUAAUCAGAAAAUAUCAAUUAUCUUAUGAAAAUAAAAUCUAAUUACCUGAUGUCAUUUUUUUCCUAUUUACAAAUUAAAAGCACCUGUCAUGGUUACUCAAAGUCUGUUGCAUUUUUCUUUCUGCAACGUCUCAAAUGCGAUACUCACAAAACUAAGCAGUUAUUUAAUAAUUACAUAUGCAGUUAUACAUAGCAAUUGCUUUUUCAUUAAACAAGGACAACUGAAAAGUGGAAGGCAACUCAAAGAAAAUUGUCCAACUAUUAAAGGGAGAUGCGAACUCAGUUUUCGUAAGUAACAAGAACAUAACGGUGGGAGAGAACAAAAGUGUAUUCAGUUGGACAAGAUUGGCACAUAUAGACUGUUCGGUAGGAAGGAUCAUUCAAGAUUGCCAGAACACAUUGGCAGCAAUGAGAUAUGGUUAGAAUCCUGCAGUUCUAGUAAGUUCUUCUACGAGUUCUUGCUCCAUAGCAACUUAGGCUCAAAAGGAGUUGUGGAAGGCAUUGAACAGUCAGCCAGGUGUCUUCCUAGUGUGUAAUCGAACUGACUUGUGAUUUACUUUUCUGAUUUACAAGUUUAAUCAGAAGGAAUCGAGUGCUUCAUUCAUUUAUCUCUUCACACUGAAUUUGAAAUAUCCUCUCAUCUGUGUGAGCAGUGUCAUUUGCAAUGAUCCUUUGCCAUACUCUGUGAUAUGCAUUUGUUAAAAUAGGAAUUCAAAAACUUGAUUUCAUUAUACAGUGGCAGUGAAUGUCUCAACUAUUUUCAAAUUGUAUACCAACCAAUUGCUAUAAAUAAAUAUCAGUAAAAAACUGCAAA
Argiope bruennichi is the source of this 2601-nucleotide messenger RNA. RefSeq names its product retinol dehydrogenase 7-like. The record is from RefSeq and is a predicted model, not a curated record. Lineage: Eukaryota; Metazoa; Arthropoda; Arachnida; Araneae; Araneidae. The transcript is spliced from 5 exons. Bases 46 to 1170 code for a protein of 374 amino acids.